Molecule: messenger RNA, 1535 nt
Organism: Mycetomoellerius zeteki
Lineage: Eukaryota; Metazoa; Arthropoda; Insecta; Hymenoptera; Formicidae
Product: beta-1,4-galactosyltransferase 1
Exons: 2
Coding region: 471-1454 (327 amino acids)
Biological process (GO): glycosphingolipid biosynthetic process; carbohydrate metabolic process
Cellular component (GO): Golgi apparatus
Molecular function (GO): N-acetyl-beta-glucosaminyl-derivative 4-beta-N-acetylgalactosaminyltransferase activity; galactosyltransferase activity
Source: RefSeq, a predicted model, not a curated record
UGAAAGUUUCUGCCGAGUUUAACUUAUGCAUUUGAUUUCAUCUACUUUUAUACCAAAUUACCAAUCUCCUGUGGAAGAUUGGGAGAGUUGGAGGUCUCUUAUGUCCAGAGGUGUCUUAUAUAUCUAUGUCACUGGCCAUUUUUGACUCCGUGUCAAGUGAGUCAAGUCGGACUUCGGAGAGACGUCGGCCAUACAAAGGAACAAGGGAAGAAAAUCGAAGAACGUCGUCUGCAACUGUCAGACUGUCACCACUGUCACCAGUGUCACCUCUGGUCACCUCUGGUCACCUCUGCUUGAGGUGGCUCGAGGUGUGAGGUUGUUCUGCGAAAAAGAUGUGCAUGCGCGUGAAAAUGUACGUUCGAUAAUGAAAGAUUACAGCGUAAAUAUCACGACUCGUCUGAGAGACUCACUUCCUUUGACUGAUAUGUUUAUAUCAGUGGCGGUCUGUCACACAUAUAUAGGUUAGAAGCAUGAAGAACUUGAUGAGUAUUUUGAAGAUACUUUUCCUGAAUCACGCGCGUGGACUGUCCUACACCGCGACGAUGACGCUCCUGCUGUGCUAUUGUCUUCAUCCGGCACGAUUCGCUUCUCACUACCCCUUCAUUAAAACGGAAAACAUCUACGGCGAAAUGGAGAGAUCGUACCCACCGAGGGACAACUCCUGCGUGAUCUCUGUCAGCGGUAGACGGUCCUCCCAACUAUUCUAUCCGGAGGAGUAUCCCAGGGAGGACCCAGUGGUGAUGGCACGUCGGCUCGGUAUCUUACCAGGCGGCCAGUGGAAGCCACUUAAUUGCCAUCCCCUCUUCAACGUGGCUAUUAUACUGCCCUAUCGCCACCGGCAGAGUCAGCUUGCCAUUUUUAUGAAUUACAUACAUCCCUUCCUGCAGUCACAGAAUCUAGACUAUCGGAUAUUUGUAAUCGAGCAGAGCCCGAUGCGCGAGUUCAAUCGCGCUAAGCUUUUCAACGUUGGUUACGCCGAGGCCACCAAGAUCAAUGAUUUCCACUGUUUUAUUUUCCAAGAUAUUGACUUGAUACCGCAGAAUCCCAACAAUAUCUACGCAUGCACCAAAAUGCCCAGGCAUAUGAGCUCCAGUGUAAAUACUUUUCGAUACAAUCUACCUUAUACUGGCUUGUUUGGAGGCGCGAUAGCGUUGACGAGGAAGCAAUUUGAAAGAGUAAAUGGAUUUUCCAAUGUGUUCUACGGUUGGGGCGGAGAAGAUGAUGAUUUCUACAGUCGUUUACAAUCUAGGGGUUUUCAGAUCACACGCUUUGGACCUGAUGUAGCGCAGUAUUAUAUGUUGACACAUAAGAAGGAACCUCCCAGUACUACGAGAUUCGCAAAUUUGGAAAGCGGCGCUCGAAGAUAUGAUACUGAUGGACUGAGCAACCUAGAAUACAGAGUAUUAAAUCAUCAGUUGCGACCAUUAUAUUCUUGGAUUUUAGCUGACGUGUAAUUUACAAGUAUUUUUUAUCUAAUAUUACCAUAUAUAUUUAUAUCUUUUUUAAAAAAUUAAUGCUGACCAUAUACAAGUUAU